CGAGCGCGGAGCCAUGCGCCGGGCUGGGACCGGGACCGGGGGCGCGGCGGUGGCGGUGGCGGUGGCGGUGCCGCUGCUGCUGCUGCUCGCUUGGUCCCCGCCUGCCGCCGCCGCCGGCGACGGCAAAAAGAGCGAUGCCAGGCUGGUGUCGGAGCAGUUUUCGCAGGCCCCGCAGAAGCUGGCUUUCUACAGCUGGUAUGGCAGCGCCAGGCUCUUCCACUUCCGGGUACCCACAGACACAGUGCUGUUGCGCUGGCUGCUGCAGGUGUCCAGGGGCAGUGGCCCCACCUGCACCAACGUGGAGAUCACCGUGUACUUCCGCUACGGCGCCCCUCCCGUCAUCAACCCACUGGGCACCAGCUUCCCUGACAACACCUCCGUUCAGCCCUCCUUCCUCCUCAAGAUGCUGCACAGCAAUGCCUCCGUCAACAUCUCCCACCCAGCACCUGGGGACUGGUUUGUGGCCGCCCACCUGCCCCCCUCAUCCCAUAAGAUUGAGGUGAAGGGCUUUGUUCCCACCUGUGCCUACAUCUUCCAGCCUGACAUGCUGGUCGUGCGAGUGGUUGAGGUCUCCAUCCUGGAGCCUGACGUGCCCCUUCCACAGACCCUCCUCUCCCACCCCAGCUACCUCAAAGUCUUCGUCCCCGAGUACACCCAGGAGCUGCGGCUGGAGCUGCAGGGCUGUGCAUCCAACGGGAGCCUGGGCUGCCCUGUGCACCUCACCGUGGGCUCGGCCACCCUGCCUGGAAACUUCCAGAAGGUGCUCACUUGCAGCGGCCCCACCCAGGCCUGCCGCCUGCUGCUGCCCUCACCACCCUGGGACCGGUGGCUGCAAGUGACGGCCAAGAGCCUCGCCGGGCCCCGUGUGUCCGUGGCUUUCAGUGCUGUGGCUGCCCUCACAGCCUGCAGGCCGUGGAGUGUGAACUUCCAGCACCUUCUGCAGAGCAGCCCAAACCAGAGCAGCAACGCCUCCACUGGUCUGCCGCCCCCAACCCCCAGCUACCAGGACCUGGACCGGAGGAGCAGCAUGGUCGGCGGCCCCUUCUGCCUCAGGAGCUUCCCCGUCCUGCGGGAAGACGUGGAUGUGGUAUCUGUGCGCUUCCAGCCCCUGGACAGGGUCUCGGUGCUCGUGCAGUCGGACAUGCCCUCAGUGAUGCGGCUGAACCUCAACACAGGCAUGGACAGCGGGGGCUCCCUCACCAUCUCCAUGCGGGUCAACAAGACCGCGAUUGCCAACACUUCAGUGGUAGCCUGUGUGACUGCUGCCUCACCCUUGCUCAGCUUCAACGCGUCGCUCAGCUGCACCACAGGUAUAGGUGGCAUCCGGCCCAGGGACCAGCAGGCCCUCUGGCUCCCUAUGACCAGGGCUUCCUCCUCCUCUGCAGCCUUCUUCCAGGGCCACCCCCUGUCUCUGAGUGCCUCUUCUCCCACGGCCAACCUCAUCAUCCCCUACCCAGAGACAGACAACUGGUACCUCUCCCUGCAGCUCAUGUGCCCUGAGAGACCUGAGGAGUGUGAGCAGGCCUCGGUCCUCGUGGAGACCACCUUGUACUUGGUGCCCUGCUUGAACGACUGUGGACCCUACGGCCAGUGCCUCCUACUGCGCAGACAUGGCUACCUGUAUGCGGGCUGCAGCUGCAAGGCAGGCUGGCGUGGGUGGAGCUGCACAGACAACAGCACAGCCCAGAUGGCGGCCCAGCAGAAGGCGGCUGCCCUCUUGCUUACCCUGAGCAACCUCAUGUUCCUGGCCCCCAUCGCCAUCUCCGUGCACCGCUCCCUCCUGGUGGAGGCCUCCGUCUAUGCCUACACCAUGUUCUUCUCCACGUUCUACCACGCCUGCGACCAGCCGGGUGAAGCGGUGCUGUGCAUCCUCAACUAUGACACUCUGCAGUAUUGCGACUUCCUGGGCUCUGGAGUGUCCAUCUGGGUCACCGUCCUCUGCAUGGCCCGGCUGAAGGCCGCCCUGAAAUACGUUCUGUUUCUCCUGGGCGCUCUGGUCUUCGCCAUGUCCUUGCAGCUGGACCGCAGGGCUGCCUGGAACACAAUGGGGCCUUGCCUCUUUGCCAUUGUGGUCAUGGUCACCAUGUGGGUGUACCGCUGCGGGCGCCGGCGCCACUGCUACCCCCCCUCCUGGCAGCGCUGGGUCUUCUACCUCCUGCCUGGCAUCUCCAUGGCCGCUGUGGCCAUCACCAUCUACACUUCCAUGAUGACCAGCGACAACUAUUACUAUACCCACAGCAUCUGGCACAUGCUGCUGGCAGGGAGCGCAGCCUUCUUGCUGCCACCACGUGAACAGCACACCAAGCCCUGGCCCUGCUCCCAGAAGCUCACCUGCCACUAUGAGAUCUGCAAGAACCACCGGGACGAGCUGUACACAGUGACAUGACACAGCCAGCUUGGGGACACCUGCAGCUUUGAUGAUCUCUCCAGCCAGGGGCAGGACCAAGGGAGAGGGACUCUGUCCAGAUCCAUUUCCAACUAAAUAAAAUUGCCCUGAGCACUCUUUUGCUUUCUCCUCCCAAGGAGAGGACCUCACCCCCAACUCCCUUGUGCCCACUGGCUGUCAGCUGACUCGGUCCCUCUGCAGGUCCCCGCUGGUAUCUGCAGUGGCCCCUGGGGCCUGGGCCUGGCUGCCUGGAGACCACAGGUACUAUGUCGGGUCAGGCUCUGAGUUCUUCUGGCCUGGGAAUGGUUGGAGGGAGAUGUGGUGUAAGAGUCCCCCAUUGCCCUAUUCCCCUGUGAGGCUGUGGUAUGAGAGACCCAGGUGGGCCGAGGAGGCCUGAGCCCACCUCCCACGGGCCCCUGCCCUGUAGGCUGGGAGCUAUGCCAUCCCUGGCUCAUUGACACCUUGUGCCCCUGAAUGCCAGCCUGCCUUGGGAAUGGGGAUGCCCCCUGCUGAUACAUUUGCCAUGGGAAGGAGUGACCACAUUUACCAGGGAGCUGAUGGCACUGGGAUGUCCGUAAGGGCCAGCUGCCAUGGGUAGCAUGGGGGAGGCUGACUUCUGGCUGUCCAGCCCUCCCCCUUCACUCCCUUUGGCUCUCAGUUUUGGAGCUGCAGGCCCCUGUGAUGAGCUUGUUGGGGAGGGGGCUGCCAAGCUGCUCUGGGAGUGCUGGGCCUGCAGGGCACACCUUGUCCCAUCUUUGUGUCCCACUGACCCCUGGGUUC
This is a messenger RNA of Physeter macrocephalus (sperm whale), 3166 nucleotides long. It is a transcript of the gene PGAP6, whose product is annotated as post-GPI attachment to proteins 6. Lineage: Eukaryota; Metazoa; Chordata; Mammalia; Artiodactyla; Physeteridae. Bases 14 to 2386 code for a protein of 790 amino acids. The record is from RefSeq and is a predicted model, not a curated record. The transcript has 12 exons. Gene Ontology annotation, cellular component: membrane.